UCUUAUUGUAGCUGUUUGGUUAUAAAAUUGAAAAAAAAAGACGGGAAAAUUGAAUGGACGCAGAUAGUGAUUGAGAAUUGGGAAUUGCGAUGGAUGGGAGAAACGGAAGCGGAAGCAGGAGGAGUGGGGAAGCAGGAGGAAUGGGGAAGGCGAUAAUCGCGUUGGUAAUUGGGAGUCUUGUGUACUAUCACUGUGCCUACCGCAAUUCUACCCUUGUCUCUCUUUUUUCCGAUGUCUUCAUCGUCCUUCUCUGCUCCCUCGCCAUUCUCGGUCUUCUAUUCCGACAAAUGGGCAUCCAGGUUCCUGUUGAUCCCCUUGAGUGGCAAAUAUCUCAGGAGAGUGCGAACGCGAUCGUGGCAUGGUUGGCCAAUACGAUUGGUGGCGCCGAGUCAGUGUUCAGGGUGGCGGCUACUGGGCACGACAAGAGGCUGUUUCUGAAGGUCAUUCUUUCCCUAUAUCUCUUCUCUGCUCUUGGAAGACUCGCCAGAGGGAUUACAGUUGCCUAUGCCGGACUAUGCUUGUUUUGUCUUUACAUCUUUGCCGAGUGCUCUCAAUCAAUUACCUUCUUCGGGAGAACUACUGAAACUGAAGAACAAGACACCAUCAUCUAAUUGUAACAUAACUACUCAUUUUCGCUAUUGUAUGUCUUCCCCGUCAAGAAUAAAUCAUCUUUGCUGCACUAUUCUUUUCAGGUAAGCCUUUACUUUCCAACGAUCAAACUAAGCAUUUUAUGAUAAAAAAAUAAAAUACUGCUUGUAUUUCCGAUGACUAAAUCAAACGCCUUCUAUUUCAA
This is a messenger RNA of Glycine soja, 793 nucleotides long. RefSeq names its product reticulon-like protein B22. The record is from RefSeq and is a predicted model, not a curated record. Bases 90 to 611 code for a protein of 173 amino acids. The transcript is spliced from 3 exons. NCBI's taxonomy places the organism in Eukaryota, Viridiplantae, Streptophyta, Magnoliopsida, Fabales, Fabaceae.